This is a messenger RNA of Echinops telfairi (small Madagascar hedgehog), 1980 nucleotides long. It is a transcript of the gene NR1H3, whose product is annotated as nuclear receptor subfamily 1 group H member 3. The transcript is spliced from 10 exons. Gene Ontology annotation, molecular function: nuclear receptor activity; zinc ion binding; RNA polymerase II cis-regulatory region sequence-specific DNA binding. Bases 466 to 1818 code for a protein of 450 amino acids. NCBI's taxonomy places the organism in Eukaryota, Metazoa, Chordata, Mammalia, Afrosoricida, Tenrecidae. The record is from RefSeq and is a predicted model, not a curated record. Gene Ontology annotation, biological process: cell differentiation; lipid metabolic process; negative regulation of inflammatory response.
UCUGUGUGCGUGUGCCAGGGGGGAGGGUGGUGUGUGUCCUGCGGGUCUCCGAAGAGGCGCUCCGGGAGAAGUGAGGGAUGAUGGAGAAGGGGGCAGAGAAAGAGCAGGAUUCGAUUCAGUCCCCUAGAGUAACUUUUGCGGGGUGGAGGCCCUACAGAAACCUCUAGGAGCCCUGGUAAAUACGUUGCGGUUUUGCAUUGGGCCGCUAAACGCGAGGUCAGCAGUUCGAAACCACCAGCUGCUCCUUUGGAAAAAGAAGAGGCCUGCUACUCUGUUUUUUUUUUUCCCUCCCACGACAUUUUUGAAGACCCCUCAUACCGAUGGCAAGGAACUGCUAGCAGGUAUUGUUUGUACUGACCAAAGGCAGGAUAGGAGAAGAGGGCCCAGGGAGAACGGAGCUGUGGAGUGUAACCCGGUCCUCCCAACAGAACAGACCCUUGGUGAUGUCCAGGGCUCCAGGAAGCGAUGUCUUUGUGGCUGGAGGCCCCUGUGCCCGCUGUUUCUCCUGACUCUGUGGCGGAGCUGUGGGAGCCAGGUGUGCAGGAUGCAAGUUGCCAGGCUCUGGGCCGGGCCCACUGCACCCUCAGAGAGGGAGCCGGAAUGCCCCAGCCCCCCCGGGCCACUUCAGGAGUGGGGCUGGGGGCAGCAGAACCCACAGCCCUGUUCCCCAGGGCAAAGGCCUUUCCAGGGUCCCCAGAGCUCCGCACGCCAAAGCGGAAAAAGGGACCGGCUCCCAAAAUGCUGGGCACGGAGCUGUGCAGCGUGUGCGGGGACAAGGCUUCGGGCUUCCACUACAACGUGCUGAGCUGCGAGGGCUGCAAGGGCUUCUUCCGCCGCAGCAUCAUCAAGGGGGCGCGCUACGUCUGCCACAGCGGCGGCCACUGCCCCAUGGACACCUACAUGCGACGCAAGUGCCAGGAGUGUCGGCUUCGCAAAUGCCGGCAGGCCGGCAUGCGGGAAGAGUGCGUGCUGUCAGAAGAACAGAUCCGCUUGAAGAAGCUGAAGCGGCAGGAGGAGGAGCAAUCUCAGGCCACGUCAUCUUCGUCAGUGCCGCAGAGGGCUUCCUCGCCCCAUCAGGCCCUGCCCCAGCUCAGCCCCGAGCAACUUGGCAUGAUCGAGAAGCUGGUGGCCGCCCAGCAGCAGUGCAACCGGCGCUCCUUCUCCGAUCGGCUUCGCGUCACGCCCUGGCCCAUGGCCCCAGACCCCCAGAGCAGGGAGGCCCGCCAGCAGCGCUUCGCCCACUUCACGGAGCUGGCCAUCGUCUCGGUACAGGAGAUCGUCGACUUUGCCAAGCAGCUGCCCGGCUUCCUGCAGCUCAGCCGGGAGGACCAGAUCGCCCUGUUGAAGACCUCGGCUAUCGAGGUGAUGCUUCUAGAGACAUCUCGGAGGUACAACCCUGGGAGCGAGAGCAUCACCUUCCUUAAGGAUUUCAGUUACAACCGGGAAGACUUUGCCAAAGCAGGGCUACAGGUGGAGUUCAUCAACCCCAUUUUUGAGUUCUCCAGAGCCAUGAACGAGCUGCAGCUCAACGACGCCGAGUUUGCUUUGCUCAUAGCCAUCAGCAUCUUCUCCGCAGACCGGCCCAACGUGCAGGACCAGCUGCAAGUAGAGCAACUACAGCACACCUAUGUGGAGGCCCUGCAUGCCUACGUUUCCAUCCACCACCCCCAGGACCGACUGAUGUUCCCACGGAUGCUGAUGAAACUGGUGAGCCUCCGGACACUGAGCAGCGUCCACUCUGAGCAAGUGUUUGCACUGCGCCUGCAGGACAAAAAGCUGCCCCCGCUGCUCUCCGAGAUCUGGGACGUGCACGAAUGACUGGCUCUGUCCCCACACCGUCUGUCUGUCUGCUGCAAUAGGCUCUCAGAGGACCCGUGGCAGCCACCUAGAGGUGGAGCUGACUGAGAUGGAUGGACAUUCUCAAGGGGUGGGAGGUGGGGGGAUGCCAGGGGAGGUCCCUCAUGGGGCAUUAAAGGAGAG